AGUGUAUAUAAGUAUUGUGACGUGACCGAAGAACGUAAUACGGAAAAUACUUUUUUGGAGUGAUGUCAAAAGUCAAACUUAGUUCCUAUUUGUAUUUAUAUUAAAAAAAUUAUUUGUUAACAAUUAUCCAAAAUGAAUUCAAUAUUUCGUUCUAGUCUUAUUAAACGAGCUUCAAUUUCCUCAAAACAUUUUAUCGGGAUCGCAAGUGUCAGAAAUGCUUCGUUCAAGGUUCAGGAUGAUAAAGAUUUUUUGGAAAAAGUUGAAAACAGUAAAGAUCUCGUAAUAGUGGAUUUCUUUGCUACAUGGUGCGGCCCAUGUAAAGCUUUAGAGCCCAGGCUGGAAAAUGUUGUAGCUCAAAGAAAAGGCCAAAUAAAUUUGGCCAAAGUUGAUAUAGAUGACUUGGGAGAAUUAGCUGCUAAAUAUGAAGUCAGCACUAUUCCUGCAUUGGUGGUAUUCCAAAAUGGAAAAGUAAAAGAAAGGUUGGUGGGUUUACAAGAUGAAGACAAAUUGAAUCUUUGGAUUGACAGGGUAUUGAAGAAAUGAAAUAUUUAUCAAGUGUUAAUGCUUUAAUUGUAUAUAGGUAAUAGUUAAAAGCCAAUAAUAAAUAUAAAAUAGGCAUGUUUAUA
Anoplophora glabripennis (Asian longhorned beetle) is the source of this 626-nucleotide messenger RNA. Its product is annotated as thioredoxin, mitochondrial. The transcript is spliced from 3 exons. The record is from RefSeq and is a predicted model, not a curated record. The coding region runs from base 133 to 543 and encodes 136 amino acids. Gene Ontology annotation, cellular component: cytoplasm; cytosol. Gene Ontology annotation, biological process: cell redox homeostasis. NCBI's taxonomy places the organism in Eukaryota, Metazoa, Arthropoda, Insecta, Coleoptera, Cerambycidae. Gene Ontology annotation, molecular function: protein-disulfide reductase activity.